GUGUGUUUGUGUGUGUUUUUGUGGGGAGGGCGUUUGGAAGGAAGGUUACCAGGAGCCCCGUGGCCGCUGGGGAGCAAGGGUCCCGGUGACGAAGAUAGGGGUAGUUUCUCUGUCUUCCACUUGGAAGCUCCCCUCCCCACCCCCACUUCAGCCACUCUAGAUACAUCUUGGGGCCCCGUCGAGGGUCGUACCCGUCCAAAGCGUCCUUAUCCCUUUUUGGGGAGUGAAACCCAACCCCUGGGAUCGUCCCAGACGAACGUGAGCGGGGAAUGCCCCAGCCAACCCGGCCGCCCGAAUUCCGCGCCGGAGCAGCCCCCGGCCUCAGUCCGGAGAGAAAUCUGCCUGUCGGCCUGGGCUGAGGGGAACGGCGGCCGUGACCUGGGCCACGGGUGAGGGCGGAAUAACCGGUGGGAAGGCUGCGUUUUCACGAAGGACUCGGGUGAAGCUGCAGAGCUGCCUUUGAGCCCUGACUCCUUGGCUUCCUGGGUCGGAGGAGAUCUUGUAAUGGAAUGGUUCUUCGUCUCACACUAACAAGAUGCCUGAUUUCCUCAGGAUCGAGGGGUUGAAGAAUGUCCCGAGUUCCUUUGGGGAAGGUCCUCCUGAGAAAUGUCAUCCGGCACACAGAUGCUCACAAUAAGAUACAAGAGGAAUCAGAUAUGUGGAAAAUAAGAGAACUGGAGAAACAGAUGGAUGAUGCUUACCGGGGGACCAAAAGGAGAAGGUUACCCAGCAGUUCAAGCCGGAUGCGCAGUGAUGGUUUUGAUGAAGAAAGUCAAAGAGACUACUGGAGGCCAAAGAAUGAAAUUUGUGGAGCACUGGAUGAUGGUUUUCUUAAGGCUAAAUCCUGGAACAAGAAGUUAUAUGAUUAUGAAGCUAACAUGCCAGACAGAUGGGGCCACAGUGGAUAUAAAGAGUUAUACCCUGAAGAAUUUGAAACAGACAGUAGUGAUCAGCAAGAUAUUACCAAUGGGAAAAAAACAUCUCCCCAGGUAAAAUCAUCUACCCAUGAAUCUCACAAACACAAGAAGUCAAAGAAGUCCCACAAAAAAAAGCAGAAAAAGAAGUCACACAAAAAACAGAAGAAGAGCAAAAAGGAAGCCACAGAUAUAACAGCAGAUUCCUCAAGCGAGUUCUCAGAAGAAACUGGGGCUUCUAGUACCAGGAAAAGGAAGCAACCACACAAACGCAAGAAAAAAUCCAGGAAAAAGUCUCUCAAGAAAUCUCCUUUAUUAGAGGCAGAGAGUGACACUUCCCCAUCAGAUGAUUCUGCAUCCAGCAGUUCUGAGGAAAGUGAGGAAAGAGACACUAAGAAAACCAAAAGGAAAAAGAGAGAGAAAAAAGCCGACAUCCCUGUAGUUAACAAUGAAAUACAGGAGAGGACAAACAAACGCACAAAUUGGAAAGUGGCUACAGAUGAAAGGUCUGCUGAGAGUUCAGAGGAUGACUAAAUGAGAAAGCAGCAUUCUUGUUUUCUGCAUGACUGGAUAUUUACAGUUCUUACACCUUGGGGUUUGCCAGUGAUGCUACUGCUCGGCACAGGGCCUGAGGUUAGAGCUGUCCUGUGCCAUCUAUAUAUGUUCUGACAGACGUCUUGUCUAGUUUGGCCUGUUAAACUUGAUCCUCUUACUGUUAAUAGGGAAUCCGUUAUUUUGUUAAGAAGGUUUCUUGAAGAGAUUAUUUUUUGUGAUUAAUCACAUUUAGGGUAGAGUGCAUAUGCGGCAAAUUAAAGGACCCAGAAAGUUGAAUCCAGUAAAGACCUGGGUAUACCAGUCACAGUGUUGAAUUUGGGGAAAGCAAGGGCUGGGGUCAAGAGAUGGAUUGAGCUAGUGCUAUGUAGAAUGGUAUGAUGAGGAAGUAUCGUGUUGCUCUUGUUUAUUAUAUAAUAGGUGCCACAAUUUGACUUUGUCUUUAGCUUUGGUGCUUUGAUCUUUUCUGUAUUUUGGCCCCACAGAUGUGGUCCAGUUUACUUAAGGAAAUGAGCAUAAGAACAAACAUUUUAAAGUCAUGGUAACAUCCUUAGACAGCUGUUAUUGGUAGAAACUAGGGGUUUUUGUCAAAUUUCCCUGCUGGACAGGGUCUGUGGCUAUACUCAGUAUACCCCUAAACAUGGGUGAUUGGAUAGUAAAAGGUUUUCCAGUUCCACUGUUUAUUGCCUAAAUGCACUUGUAUUCAAAAUUAUUUCUUGGGUAAGUCCUUAACCAAAUGAAGAAUUAGGCAUCAGUCAUGCUAUCUCAUUGUGCACUGAAAAGGAUUCAGGGCAGCAACAGCCAUUUAAAUGUUGUCUUCCUUGUUCAUUUUUUAGUUAGUGAACUUGUAGAUUUCCCUUGAAACUAGGUUGAAUCGAUUCCAAAAUGAAAUAGGCUUCUCAGGGACAUAUCCAUUUCUUCCUAGUCUGCCUUUGGAUUACAGCACCAAGCAAAGAUCUUGUUAUUUCCCUGUGCUAUAAUAUGGUGAUCCUACUAGGUUAAUUCUUAAGAAACCAAACUCGUUGGAAGAAGGCUGGCAGAACACAAGUGAGUUUUAUUUACUAUGGCAGAACAAGUGACAUUGUUUUUUCCUCCUGGCUGUCACUUCAUGGGCUGAGUAAAAAUCUUGAAAGCUCAGACUUUUGGUCUUGGUUCUGCCAUUAGUUGGUUACGAGGUUUGGAGCAGGUAAGUCAACCUCCCUGGCCUUAACUUUCCCCGUGUGUAAUACAGAAAUACUUCAUGGUAGCCUGACAGUGGAUGACACCAGCAAUAGCCUAUGACACAUUCCAUGAGGUGGUAAUAUUUUGUAGCUCUGAAGUAUUAAAUUGUUCUCUUUACAGAGCAGAUUUCUAAUAAAAUGCUUAGUCAUAAACAGUUGGCCGGAGGUUCCCUAGCCCUUGACUCUAAGCAGGUGCUACCUUUUGGGAUAUUUAUUUGAAAUAUUAGUACUUUGGUACUCAGUUGCAGAUGUUCCAUGGUGCAUAUUUUUAACAUUGAGAUUAAGGGCCCAAGUAGGGAAGAACAGUCUAUAAUUACUACCUCUUAACCUAAAGCAAUUGUUUUCUUCUUGGAGCAAGUGAAAUCUUUGUGGGAAGGAGUUUUCAGCUCCUGGGUUUUUUUUUUAGCAUUGUUUCUGUGCUCUAAAAGUUUUGAUUCUAAGCACAGACUCAGGAAGAUGGGCCAGUGGAACCAGGCUUCUCCAGGAAGUUGAUUCUGUUUGGGUCUUGACUUCCUCUUCGUCUCAUACUAGCAGGCCUCUUUCCCAGUGAACACACAUCUUGCCUGUUUCGCUUUUUGCCAUGUUUACCUUUUCUUGGUCAUGUAUAAGCAAUAAAGCUGUUUUCUGUUCUUCACCUUUCUCAACCCCAAAUUCUCUCUGAUGCCUUAGGCUAAGGCUUUUGAUGGUUCUUCCCACCCCCUUAAAUAUGGCUUAGGAUGGCUCUUCAAAACCUAAGAUCUCUCAUUUGCACUACUAAUGGCCUUGGAACAUACUUAUUUCUAAUGUUCCUACCAAUCAGAGAUCUAUAUAUUAAAUCCUAAAAUGGGAUUUAAAAAAGAGAGUUGGAGAAUUCACAUUUAUUGAAUAAACUGUUGUGAUACAAGAUGGAAUUUCUUAAUUCCCAAUAAAUAAAAUUUCACUUUUUGAA
Messenger RNA from Bubalus bubalis (water buffalo), 3614 nucleotides. It is a transcript of the gene NKAPD1, whose product is annotated as NKAP domain containing 1. The record is from RefSeq and is a predicted model, not a curated record. Bases 570 to 1448 code for a protein of 292 amino acids. The transcript has 6 exons. Lineage: Eukaryota; Metazoa; Chordata; Mammalia; Artiodactyla; Bovidae.